Saprolegnia parasitica CBS 223.65 is the source of this 1598-nucleotide messenger RNA. RefSeq lists its product as hypothetical. The transcript has a single exon. The coding region runs from base 1 to 1518 and encodes 505 amino acids. The record is from RefSeq and is a predicted model, not a curated record. Gene Ontology annotation, molecular function: zinc ion binding. Lineage: Eukaryota; Oomycota; Saprolegniomycetes; Saprolegniales; Saprolegniaceae.
AUGGCCUCGACGCUCGUCGACCUUGUCGGCCCCACGCUCUUGCGCAACGGCGCGCCGCGUACCGACAUUGUCGUCGACCAAGCGGCGUAUGAAGCGACGUACGAGUGGCGCCACGUGUGCGAUAUCUGCGGCGAGAAGAUCGUCGGCGCUCGCUACGCCUGCGACCAAGACGACAACUUUGACGUGUGCCGCGCCUGCCACGCCGCCGCGUCGACGCCCGAGCGCACGUUUACCGAGGCGCCGAUUCCCAGCAAGCCGGUGCCGCGCAUGAAAGAGUCUGUUGCGACGGCGAGUGCGCUCGAGAAGAAGACAGUCCUGCUCUACUUUGGCGCGCAGGCAUGUGCGUCGUGUCGUGCCUUCACGCCGUCCUUGGUCGACUACUACACGCGACCGCACGCACAGCUGGAGCUUGAGAUUGUUUACGUGAGCGGUGACAGCGACGACGCGACGGCGAACGAAGCGUUUGACGCGAUGCCGUGGCUCGCCGUGCCCUUCCUCGACACGGCGCGCAAGGCCUCGCUCGCCCAGCGCUACCACGUCCACGGCACGCCGACAUUAGUCGUGCUCGAUCCGACCGGUGCGACGAUCAAUGCCAACGUGCAAGACAAGGUGUGGGUCGACCCGCAAGGUCUCGCCUUCCCGUACGCGCCCAAGACCCUACAGGACAUGCUUGGCAGCGACGUCGUUGGCAACGAUGGGCACACCGAAGCGCUUCUGCUGGAAUCGAUGCAACACAAGACGCUCGUGCUCUACUUCGCCGCGGCGACGGCCAAAGCACCGACGGACGACUUUAUGACGCACCUCGCAGCGACGUACGCAGUCUCCAAGAACAGCAGCCUUCUUGACGUCCUCUACAUCUCGGCCGACGACACACGGGAAGAGUACGAUGCAAUGGUGGCGUCCAUGCCGUGGCGAGCUCUGCCGUAUGACGUGGCGGCAUCGGCGUUGACCGAGCUCGCCGAUGCGUACAACGUCGAGAGCCUUCCGGCCGCACUCGUGCUCGGGCCCGGACCCGACCGUCCGGUCAUCAACAAGGAUGCGAUCGGGGCCAUUGCAAGCAAGAGUGCGUUUCCGUGGCCAGCCCACAGCGUCGUGGACCUCCGCUUUGGACCGUCCGCGAACGGGUAUGCGCUCACCAGCAAGCCAACGCUCGUAACGUUUUGCAACAUGCUCGAGGCCGACGCGCUGGCGGCGCAUAAGGCCGAGGUGUCGAUCCUCGCAGCGGAAGCGGAGCCGCACCAACCGGCGUGCAGCGACCACGGCUGCAGUCACGACACGGACGGCCCAAGCAUGCUCUUCUUUGUGAGCACGACCAAGGAUGAUUGGCUCCGCGUCAAGGUCCAUGAGAUGGCCGGCCUGGAAGAGGACACUUGUGGUGAUCAGCCGCGUGCCAUCCUCCUCGACAUGCAACAUCGCCGCUUCCUUGUGCACCGUCAAAUCGAUGGCGCAUCGCUCCGCGACGUGCUCGCGCGUUUCCAUGACCAUACGCUUGAGAUGCAGCCCAUGCACCUCGACUAAUCCAACAUAGCACUAGAGCUAUUAGAUGCUGUCGAAUGCAAUAAGAGAUACAAGUACAAGGCCUGACGUGUUGUUCGCCA